Messenger RNA from Parnassius apollo (apollo), 1572 nucleotides. The record is from the annotation of a GenBank genome assembly. NCBI's taxonomy places the organism in Eukaryota, Metazoa, Arthropoda, Insecta, Lepidoptera, Papilionidae.
AUGCUUAAAUGGCAACGCACGCAAAAAAUUAUGGCGCUUGUACCUCCCGCAAAAGCACCCUCCGAUGACAGCAGCACAUCUGAAGAUGAAGUUAUAAUCAAUAAUUACACAAAACCGAAAAAACAACAAUCAUCUGACUCAGAACACAACUACGAAUCAUCUGAACCACGUUCUUAUCCCUCUGAAAUUGAUGACUUAAGCUUAGAUUCACAUUCCGAAGAUGAGAUUCCUGCGACGCCAUCACCUAGGCCACUACAGCUACAAAAUGAAAGCAAAUCAUACUUACCCAAUUCCAAAGAAAAUUCUCGUCCGACGACGCCUCCAUCGCCAACUCCGCCUCAACAAAAUGAUUGCAACAUACCUGAAGUACCAUGUUCUGAAGUCCAAACUCCGAUUUCGUCUGCGUCGAUGCCACAAGAUAUAAUGAAUGAUUCCAUACUCCACAUACCAACAAUUCCCUUGUCUCCUUUAAUUAACCAAAUGUUUUCACCAGGCCCGUCAAAUCAGCCGCUCCCAUUCACACUGAAUUCGGUCUCAUCAGUAUUAUCACCUAACAUGUCUCCAGCAGCACCUAAUACACAAUCAGAGUGCAAGAAAACAUGGGCAAACUUAAGAGAAAGCUAUAGAAGGGCAGUUGUUAAGAAACGCACGAAAAGUGGUCAGGCUACCUCAUCAAAAAAAUGGCAAUUUGAAGAAGAGAUGUCUUUUUUGUUGCCGCAUAUGAAACAAAGAAAAACAAUUUCAUCAUUAACGGAAGAUGAUAGUAAAGUUGACGAUAAUUUUUAUGUUAACGAAUUGUUGUCAAAUCACGAUGAUUCUCCCAUGUCACCGAAUGACCCAGAACUUAAUAUCACCAACCGACCAGAAUCUUCUUCAACAAAUACGUCAGCAAACUCUCCUUUGUUUCCGAACAUACCUAAAAGAAAGCGAUUCAAAGGGACCCAAGAAUGUACUUCAGCAUCAGCUCAACUUUUACAAUAUUUGCUAAAAGAAAAAGAGCUCCAAGAUGCGGUACUUGAAGAGUGGGAACAAAUACCCCAAGAGGCUGUUGCGACCCUUGUAAGGUCCAUGAAAGAUCGCAUGGAAGCCGUUAUAAAGGCGAGGGGGACUGGUGGUGGUCCUGCCGACUAUAUACUCCCAGAUUACAUAUUAGACCGGGUGAUCAGUCUAUUAGGAAGUACAUUCAGUGGGUUUACUGUGCCUUUUGGGGGUGAUAAAGAAAUGGCUUGGUUUGAUGUUUGUGGUGGUGCUGAUAAUAUAGUUGCAAUAAAUAUUGGAAAUGUGACGGUGCAGACAGAACAAAUAGUGGAUUCAAGUGAAACCACAAUCUCAACACCAUUAUCUAAUGAAAAAGGUAUUGAGACUGUGGUCGCUGACUACCAAGUGUUGGAUGUAGUUGACCAAAAUCUGAUAACUCCUAAUAAAACCAAGAGGCUUACAUUAGGUACACCUAGAGCAGUGAAAAAGAAAUUUAAGCCAGAUGAGAACAGGGCAGCCAGGAACACUGAAAUAGCUGCAUAUUAUUCAGCGAACAAAAAAUGCUUGGAUGCCAAAUUAACAAUAUUAACUUAG